AUGAACCCUCUUUCUAUGAAGAAAGAAAAAGAAAGAAUUGUAGAAUCCUCCUUGAUAGAAGGAUCUUUCCAAAUCCCUUUUUUUCCUUUCUUUCUUUCUUUUUUCCUUUCUUUCUUUUUUCCUUUCUUUCUUUUUUCCUUUCUUUCUUUUUUCCUUUCUUUCUUUUUUCCUUUCUUUCUUUUUUCCUUUCUUUCUUUUUUCCUUUCUUUCUUUUUUCCUUUCUUUCUUUUUUUUUUCCUUUCUUUUUUUUUCUUUUUUCCUUUCUUUUUCUUUUUUCCUUUCUUUUUCUUUUUCCUUUCUUUUUCUUUUUCCUUUUCCUUUCUUUUUCCUUUUUUCUUUUUCCUUUCUUUUUCUUUUUCCUUUCUUUCUUUUUUUCCUUUCUUUCUUUUUUCCUUUCUUUCUUUUUUCCUUUCUUUCUUUUUUCCUUUCUUUCUUUUUUCCUUUCUUUCUUUUUUCCUUUCUUUCUUUCUAUUCUGGAAAUCUGGAUACUGGGCCAGUCACUUAGGAGGCCGUAAAUAUCACAUCAGUGCUCUCUAUGUUGUCGACUUGAAAAAGUUCCGGCGUAUUGCAGCUGGAGAUCGUCUGCGUGGACAGUACCAAGGCCUGAGCCAGGACCCCAAUAGUUUGGCCAAUUUGGAUCAGGACUUGCCAAACAAUAUGAUCCACCAGGUGGCCAUCAAGUCCUUACCCCAGGAAUGGCUGUGGUGCGAGACUUGGUGCAGUACAGAAGAAUUGGCUAGAGCAAAGACGAUUGAUCUUGUGAGUUCAUUCUUUGAUUCAUACCACCUAGAAUUAGUUUGCUUUCUAAUUUUCUGA
Molecule: messenger RNA, 816 nt
Organism: Acanthosepion pharaonis
Lineage: Eukaryota; Metazoa; Mollusca; Cephalopoda; Sepiida; Sepiidae
Source: the annotation of a GenBank genome assembly